Molecule: messenger RNA, 339 nt
Organism: Bipolaris zeicola 26-R-13
Lineage: Eukaryota; Fungi; Ascomycota; Dothideomycetes; Pleosporales; Pleosporaceae
Exons: 3
Coding region: 1-339 (112 amino acids)
Source: RefSeq, a predicted model, not a curated record
AUGGCUGCUCAGCUCUUGAGGCAGGCGGCCCGCGCUGGAGCGGGAUGCCGACCUCCCAUGAUGGUUGCCUCGCGCGCAUUCCGAACCAGCGCUGUCCUCAGACAGGAUGCAGUCGCUGCGCCAGUCAAGAAGCCCGUCGGUGCUUUUCGCGGAGGACUCUUCGGCUUCCUCCUCGGUGCGACCACGUCCGGCGCAGGCAUGUACUACUAUGUCAUUGACGAAUACCGCGUUUCCAACCAGCUCCUCACCGAAGACAUUUACGCUCUCCAGUCGGCCGUACAACGGAUAGAGGGCUACGUCCGCACCCUUGAAGAGAAGGUCGAUGCGAAAAAGCGAUAA